AUGGAUGGGAGAUCUAUGGAAGUAGAGGGUUGGAAGAUUGCUAAAAGGCUUAAUAUUUUGAAGAUUGAAGCUGCAGCUAAGGAUGAGAAGUGGAUAGCUAUGGAAAGCAUGGGAAUGCAUGGGCAUGCUAAUGAUGCUCAACUAUUCAAACAAAUGCAGCUUAAAGGAAUCGUACCCAAUGACGUGACUUUUGUUGCUAUGUUUGGUGCUUUUCGUCAUGCAAGAAUGACAGAAGAGGGCCGGAAGCUAUUGUCGUCAAUGAAGAGUGUUUAUGGCGUUGAACCCAAAAUCGAGCAUUAUAGUUGUGUUAUUGCCCUGCUUUCUCGAGCUGGAAGAUUAGAAGAGGCCUUGAAUCUCAUAAAGAAUAUGCCUAUUGAGCCCAAUGAGUCUGCAUAUGGUGCUUUGCUUGGAGGUUGCAAGAUUUAUGGUGAUGCCAAGGUGGCACAGUCCGUGGGAAUACAACUUCUUGAUUUAGAACCGCCACAUAGUGGCCGCUACAUAGAUCUUUCAAACAUAUAUGCCGGAUCAAAACGUUGGGAUGAUGCAAGAACAACACGGAAGCUUAUGCAAGACAAUGGUGUAGCCAAAAUGCCAGGUGUAACAUCCGUCAAAUAUCCUAAGUUUAAUUCGUUAUAA
Helianthus annuus (common sunflower) is the source of this 636-nucleotide messenger RNA. Its product is annotated as pentatricopeptide repeat-containing protein At5g43790. The transcript has 3 exons. Gene Ontology annotation, biological process: RNA modification. Lineage: Eukaryota; Viridiplantae; Streptophyta; Magnoliopsida; Asterales; Asteraceae. The coding region runs from base 1 to 636 and encodes 211 amino acids. Gene Ontology annotation, molecular function: protein binding; RNA binding. The record is from RefSeq and is a predicted model, not a curated record.